Durusdinium trenchii is the source of this 3353-nucleotide messenger RNA. The record is from the annotation of a GenBank genome assembly. NCBI's taxonomy places the organism in Eukaryota, Dinophyceae, Suessiales, Symbiodiniaceae.
CCUCAGGCGGUUGAGGAAUCGAGAGCCGACCUUUCACCGUUCGCAUUGGCAUGUCAUCCUUUUCAUCACGGAGUUUUGGGCUCCAAGAUUGUGAGUGUAUAGAUUUUGACCAAGCAUGUGUUGUGUCGUCUGCCGCUUGGUGCGGGUGGCUGCUCUUUUUCAGGCAUGCCUUGCCCGCACCUGCUUCAAGGCCCCCGCCAGUGCCAAUGGCUGGUAUGGAAUUCAAUGGCGUGAGCAUCCCUACGUUGGUACGGGGAGCUAUUUCGACUCCGUAUCCUUUACCGCCAUGACCUGCACCAUGGGAGUCUACGUGAACUGGAUCGAGUAUCCCAACAGUGGUUGGGAUUUGUCCAAAGAUGAACAUGGAGCAAGUCCCAGAUGCAGCGGCCAGGUUUCCCCAAACCAAAACAGCACCAUCACCUGCGGCAAAACAGGUCUUCACUACACCGUUCAUCCCGCCGUUUGGGGGGAGUGCAGCCGAGCAGAGAUUUGCGAUGUGCAAGGCGUGUCGCAUCUCCAAUUGAUAACAGGCACUCAAGUGGACUAUGAAUGGAGUCCCGGGGAGUGGACCACUUGCUCUGAAACAUGUGGCCCUGGCACCAAGACCCGCAGCGUCUUGUGCUCGCCAGAGGAUCCCGGAUACUGCCAUCAAAAUGAGAAGCCCUCGACGACAGAUGAUUGUAACCUCGCAAGCUGCCAGUGGGAAAUCCAAAGCUGGGGUGCGUGUUCGCAUCUCUGUGGGGGUGGCGAGCGGAACAGAAAUGUCACAUGUCCACGAGAUGAUUCUUUUUGCAUUGGCACCAAGCCAGAUACCACAGAGGCCUGCAAUGAACAGAACUGCUCCACUACAACGGAGGCUUUUGCUGGUGAAGCUGAUGAUCCGAGUUCAACGACUUCGACAUUUGCGACCGCAACUGGCACAACAUUGAGCAGCCGCGCGACCACCGCAAGUGAGGAGGCACCUGGUCAGCGCCAAGGGCUCAAUGAGGUCUUAGUGGCCGGUCUGGCGAUUGCUGGUCUUAUUGCCGCUGGUAUUGUGGUCUAUUGCUGCCACCGCUGCUGCCGCCCAGACGCCGCUUGUUGCUGCCAUUGCAAGAAGCAGGAGGACGAUGUGGUUAAGGCACCAGGACAGGAACCAGUGGUUGUCAAGGAGAAGCGUCGCGCCCGCAGUGGUGCUGGCGACACUGAUAGCUCGCGUCUAGACCGCCAAUUGACAGCGCUCGUGCCUGAUGAUGUGAUUGUAACUGUAGACAAGGACGACCGUGAGUCAACGCCCACGCCUGAUGAUCGGGUUGCAGACAGCAAGGACUUCGAAUUCUCUUCGGUCACUGAGAUCCAAGCAGGGGGCAUGCAAAAGCUAGGAGUAGUGGUCCAAGAGCACUUUGAUUAUGAAGAAUUAGCCAAGGACGCCUUGUUUUUGGUAUCUGGCACAACCACCCUCGAUGCUGGCACCCUCAAAAAGAUAAACGCCGAAAGGCUGAAGAAUGGAGAAAAAGAGCUACCAGAUGCGAUAAAUGUGCAGCAACAGAUGCACGAGAUCGAGGCGCGUGGCUUUCAGGUGCUUGGGUGUGGCGUUGGAGAUGAUGGCAGCCUGCUGCGUGAAGGUGUCCCUCUUCAGGAGGUGAGGACUGGUUGGGCGCGUAGACGUUGCACUAAGCCGCUCAUCUCCGAUCAAGACCUCCGGCUGAAAUGUGGCAUGGGCAAGAAUGAUGAUAAUGAGGACCGAUGGCUGGUCCAUUACAGACACUAUUCCGAGAAGACCAAAUGUGGCGUCCUAAUUUUAGCAGGUAGCGUGGAUUUCUUUCGUUUGUGGGCAGCGUCUGAUGCCUGUCGCAGGGAGGUUGCGGAGGUUCCGGAUGGGCGCCUUUUUGCGUACAUCGAUGGCAUCGUCAUCCGUGUCAACUCACCGAAACCUGAGAAGCUUUGGGCUUCUGCUAAAGCGGGUCCUGGCUACAUUGUGUGGUCCAACGGAGAGCUCUAUUCAGGACCGCUGAAAAACUCCCAGCCACACGGCAAAGGCACGCACUACUUUGAGAACGGCGACUUCUUUGAGGGAGACUUUAGAGAUGGACAAAUUCACGGCAAGAAUGGUACCCAUUUCUAUGAGAAUGGCAGCAAAUUGGAGGGCACAUGGGCAAGCGGUAAAGCGGUCCUUGCCACGUGCACAUAUCAUUUUGUAGACGGGACGAAGUUUACGGGCCAAUGGCCAAAGGAGCAGAUGAAUGCAAAAAGCGUUCAAGAGCAUGUAUUAUACCAACCGCCGUGCUGUACACUGACAUUCCCGAUGUUCUGGCGCCAAAUUUGCCCAGUCAACUCCGAUGCGCUUCCAUCAGUCAUGGACCAGUAACCCUUAAAGUCAGAGACUGCCAGUGCACACUUCAACACCUCCAAAGGAGGUGUUUUUCCAGGUUGACGGGAUGACUUCAUCAUAGUUCUUCUCGAUCACAGAUGUAAAACUAUUUGUGCACCGUUGCGAGCAUGCAUUCUUGUGCGUGCAGCGACAGCGCGCUUUAUAAGGUCAAGGUUCUCUUUGGAUGCAACCUGUCUCUAAAGAAGGCCUUGCUUAUAGCUUUUCCAGCCAGUUGCAAAGCAAAUUGGACUAUGUGAAGCUCAAUGCUCUUCAUCGUUGAAGACGCCAAUCAUAUGCGCGAUGUGCACGUGCUUAAUCAGAUUCUCUGCAUCUGUCAGGAGUUGUUUUUGAAUGGCCCCGACAGCUGCAGAGUACUGGAUGGCCUGCGUGCCCCAAGGAUAGGCAUUGCGAAGGCAGGAGAGUAGAAAAUGAUAGUGAGAGGAACCAUCCUCGGUUGCGUUGAAGCCGCUCUGUUUUGGAGCAUAUUUUUCUGCACAUAAGACACUUCUGAGACCUGAUUUCUGCACUGUCAACCAAAGUUUCUGUUGUGCAUGUUCCUUGGCUCGAGCUCCACACGGGAUAACGGGACUUUUUGCAGGUACUUCGAAGUCCUCGAAUCCCGAAUGGUGCAUUGCUUCCAACUCCUGCAUCCAAGUCGCGGAGGCACUGUCUUGGUCUGGGCUCAAUGCUUUGCGGAGGUCAUGGAUCUGAGAGGACAGGCACGCCCAGCGAAUUGAGAGCAGGUAAAGACCCCGCAUUAUGCAAGCGCCACAUAUUUUAACUUUUUCUUUGUCACAGGUUCUGAUGCCAGCUUGUUCAUUGCUGUUUUUGCUCCAUCAGACCUGGUUGAGGUCCCUUUUUUGCAAUGUUCAAAAGGAAAGGGUCGAGAACGCCGACUUUGUGCUGGCUGCGAUGAAUUUGAGAUGCAAUCUAGCGAAUGCCGCUGGUGCAUUCUUCAUGAUGGGACUGUGCUUAGUAGACGAGGAGACAUGUAUGCUGUGGA